This is a messenger RNA of Nematolebias whitei (Rio pearlfish), 1626 nucleotides long. RefSeq names its product acidic (leucine-rich) nuclear phosphoprotein 32 family, member E (gene anp32e). The coding region runs from base 147 to 890 and encodes 247 amino acids. The record is from RefSeq and is a predicted model, not a curated record. Lineage: Eukaryota; Metazoa; Chordata; Actinopteri; Cyprinodontiformes; Rivulidae. Gene Ontology annotation, molecular function: histone binding; phosphatase inhibitor activity. The transcript has 7 exons. Gene Ontology annotation, biological process: regulation of apoptotic process. Gene Ontology annotation, cellular component: nucleus.
GUAGUGGAGGGGGCAGGGCGCAAGGUAUCAUGGAGGAUCAGUAGGCAACUUGCGGCCAGCAGAAAAGGGCAGCGGCUGCUCUGAUCCCCGGGACUUUCAGUUGUUCUUCGCUCGCUUUUUUUAUCAACUACGACGCAUAUUUCGACAUGGAAAUGAAGAAGAGGAUCACUUUAGAGCUGCGGAACCGGAGCCCGGCAGAGAUUGUGGAGUUGGUUGUGGACAACAGCCGCUCGGCUAAUGGGGAGGUUGAAGGUCUGACGGACGGGUUCACAGCGCUCGAGUUCCUCAGCAUGGUCAACGUGGGUCUCAGCUCUCUGGCUAAACUUCCCUCUCUGCCCAAACUACGCAAGUUGGAGCUGAGUGACAACAGCCUGUCGGGGGCUCUGGAGACCCUCGCAGAGAAAUGUCCUAACCUGACCUACCUCAACCUGAGCGGGAACAAGAUCAAAGAGUUGAACACGUUGGAGGCGCUGCAAAACCUGAAGAGCCUGCAGAGUCUGGACCUGUUCAACUGUGAGAUCACGUCUCUGGAGGACUACAGAGAGAGCGUCUUCGAUUUGCUCCCUCAGGUUACCUACCUGGACGGCUUCGAUCAGGAGGACAACGAGGCCCCGGACUCCGAAGCCAACGAUGAAGAUGAAGACGGCGAGGACGGGGCGGGGCCAACUGGCGAUUACGGCGAGGAGGAUGAUGAAGAGGAUGAUGAGGAUGGCUCAGAAGGAGGAGAGGUGGGGCUGAGCUUUCAGGUGAACCAGGGCAAUCAGGAAGAGUACGACGACGAGGAAGACUAUGCAGAAGAAGAAGAGGAACAGGCAGGCGCUCACGGACAGAAGAGGAAGAGGGACGUAGAAGACGAGGGGGAGGAUGACGAGGACGACGAGGACAACUAGUCCCGCGUCUGACCGUUGUCCGUGUUUCGUCUCUUCACGUCUUUGUCCGUUUCAGUCCUACUGGACCCGACCUCCAUCCGACAGCAGCUGCACCGCUGCGUCCUCAGAUAGUUGGUUUCAGUUUGUUGUAGAAUCACGUGUUGUUUUUAGAGAAAAUAUAAAAUUUACAGAAAGAUUUUAUCUGAACUUUUACCUGCUGGUUCCGACCGAACACUCCACACGUUUCCCUUUAAAACCCGGUCCAGGUUCCGAGUCUGGCUCCCUCCGGCCGCGGCAGCUCCUCGUACGAGUUCAUUCUUCAGGUCCUCAAGCACAGAAGAUCAUUCAGAAAAGGAUUGUUUUUUAUUUUCUUGACCUUCAGAGACAACUUUUAAAGUCCUGCUGACCUCUUGUGCCGACUCAGCAUUUGUUGGCUUUUUUAAAAUCGUAACACAAAAGUCUGGAUUUGUUUUAAUCGUUUUUAAUCCGUCACUCAGCUGGUGCUUAAUUUAACACAAGAACGAGGAGGUAAUAUUUAUAUCAAAGUACCAGCACCAAGAAAAGCAGUUUUCUCUGUGAACAAACCUUUAAAGUCGACUUCACAGCAAACCGAGUCCCUCCUCUUUUGUCAGAAGUAAACGAUGGUACUGGAGCCUGAUCUGUUGGAGAAACCCUCAGUGUGUCUGCAGCCCGUGACUAAACACGUCCGUUUUAUUUAUUUAUUUAUUAUCAACCUGUGUGUGUGUUUAUAACCUGC